GCCAGCAUCUCCUCCACUUCCACGGUAAUCACAAGCUCCAUCCCUCGCAACACGCACCCAACGGGUCAGAGCCAUCUGCCAAUCAAUGUUCACUUGUGAAUUGUGAGCUGACCUGGUUGAGAAGCUAAGCAAAGGCCGUGUGGCGCCAUGGCACAGCAACAUCCGUGCGCGCACCGGGACCCGGGCGGCGUGGAGAUGGGCGUCCCGGCCGUGUACCCGCCGCUGCCGAACCCGAACGAGCAGGCCAUGGACCAGGAGCGGCUCGGCGGGGGAGGCCCCAACCACUGGGUGGGCAACGACGCCAACACGCUGCUGGUUGUGGCCACGCUGAUCACCACGCUCACGUACCAGCUCGGCACCAACAUCCCCGGCGGCUACUGGCAGGACACCAAGGACGACCACCGCGCCGGCGACCCCAUCAUGCGCGACCUGCACCGUCCCAGGUACUGGGUGUUCAUGGGGGCGAGCUGGAUGGGGUUCGCGAGCUCGAUGGUGAUGACGCUGAGCCUGCUGGUGCGGAUGCCCGUGGACUCGCGCAACGUCCGGUGGUCGUUCGCGGUGGCGUACUCCACGCUGGUGCUCACGUUCAUCGUGUCGCAGCCCAGGACGCACCUGUCGCUGGACAUCCUCGUCUGGGUCGCCGUCCUCGCCUUCCUCUGGUUCACCAUCAGCCUCCGCCCGGAGCGCCGCGCGAAAAUCGCCCAGGCGAUCUGCUGCGGCCACAACAGCUGAAGAAACCGCGCGCACGGCGCACCACCACUGAUUCCUUCAUUAGCCUGUUGCGAUUUUCUCUCUCACUAAUCGACGAUUCGUGAACGCUCCUGUGCUUACUUGAUGGAGAUGGUUGGCAAAUUGGAUGAAUUGAUGUCUCUCGUCCCUCGAUUCCCGUUCCUGUGCAAAUUACAAGUUUACAAC
Molecule: messenger RNA, 915 nt
Organism: Oryza sativa Japonica Group (Japanese rice)
Lineage: Eukaryota; Viridiplantae; Streptophyta; Magnoliopsida; Poales; Poaceae
Cellular component (GO): membrane
Source: RefSeq, a predicted model, not a curated record